AUGAGGACCGCGGCACGGGCCUCGAGCCCCGACUCCCGGCCAGAGACGCCUCAGACCAGGAAGAAUGCGCAGGCCACUCAGGGCUCACCGAGGCCCAGGGUGAGGCAGGAGGGUGACCGGAAGUGCCCCCCGUCGAUCCUGAGACGAAGCCACAGCCACAGGCCCGAGCCACAGAGGACCUCGAGGCGUGUGCAGUUCCACGAGCCCCUGGAGGUGGCCAUCCAUUACAUCGCCCGCAGGGAGCCCACCGCCAGCACCGCCGCCAGCUCCGCGGCGCCCAGCCGGCCCCAGCGGCACAGAGGCUCCCUGCUCCUGCGGCUGUCCCUGUGCGCCCUGCUGGGCCUGGCGCUGGGCCUGUACUGUGCGGGGACCAAGCCCAUCGCACUGGCCCUCGAGGACCUCCAGGCCCGGCUCCUCGCCCUGGUCCUGCGCCUGCGGCACUGCGUCCUGCAGCUCUGA
Pteropus alecto (black flying fox) is the source of this 459-nucleotide messenger RNA. RefSeq names its product chromosome unknown C14orf180 homolog (gene CUNH14orf180). NCBI's taxonomy places the organism in Eukaryota, Metazoa, Chordata, Mammalia, Chiroptera, Pteropodidae. The coding region runs from base 1 to 459 and encodes 152 amino acids. The transcript is spliced from 4 exons. The record is from RefSeq and is a predicted model, not a curated record.